This is a messenger RNA of Lodderomyces theae, 1698 nucleotides long. RefSeq names its product aurora kinase (gene IPL1). The transcript has a single exon. Gene Ontology annotation, cellular component: chromosome passenger complex; spindle microtubule; spindle pole centrosome. Gene Ontology annotation, biological process: regulation of cytokinesis; protein phosphorylation; mitotic spindle organization. Gene Ontology annotation, molecular function: ATP binding; protein kinase activity. Bases 1 to 1698 code for a protein of 565 amino acids. Lineage: Eukaryota; Fungi; Ascomycota; Pichiomycetes; Serinales; Debaryomycetaceae. The record is from RefSeq and is a predicted model, not a curated record.
AUGCCUUCUCAUGAUCUCAAGAUUGACCACAAAUCAAUGCCGUUGACUUCAAUCACAAACAAUCAUCAACAUCAUCAUCAUCACCACCAUCAUCACCAUCUUGGUCAACCUUAUUACCACUCCAACGAGUACAAAGUGGCCAAACCAAAACUUUCUGAAAAACGCCAGAGCUACAAAUACGGCCAAUAUCCUCAUCGAAAACGCGUAAACGAGCAAACUUCACCAACUCCAAUGAGAAGUGUUUCCGAUCUUGGCAACAGAGAGGAGGAGCGUCUGACAAAUGGCACAUCCCUAAGUUACAAGAGCAUGCUGACCACUACACCUAGUUCGAAAAGAGUUGCUCACAAACCAUCAGCCACCCCCAUGUCCUCUUCUUCCAAGGGCGGCACAGAAGCCUCAGCAGCAACAACAACACACCACAGUACUUCAUCGUAUUCAUAUUCCUCAUCUUCACCGUUUAUUGAAUCACCAGCGGAGGACAACUACAAAUCAAACACACUGAAUUAUAACAAAUCUCCAUCACUAUCAACUCAUUAUCCUCCCAACAACAACACCGACGCGCCGCCUCCUUCUGCACCCAAUUACAAGUUUGAUGAUUUUGAAAUCGGAAGAGUUUUAGGCAAGGGCAAAUUGGGCAAAGUAUAUUGUGCCAAACACAAACCAUCAGGAUACCUAGUUGCGCUCAAGGUGAUGUCAAAGAAGGAACUUUCGUCAAUGAAACUAGAACGCAAUUUCCGACGAGAGAUUGAAAUCCAAUCUUCAUUGUACCACGUCAACAUCACUCAUUUACAUACGUGGUUCCAUGAUGAUACCAAUGUGUAUCUAGUUUUGGAAUUCAGCUUGUAUGGCGAGUUGUAUCAGGAAUUGCGCAAGCUUAAGCGGUUCGACAAUGUUAAAGCGAGCCAUUACAUAUAUCAAGUGACUUUGGCAUUACGAUACUUGCAUGAAAAAAAGGUUGUUCAUCGGGAUAUCAAGCCGGAGAAUAUCAUGUUGAGUUUGGAUAAUGUGGUGAAGUUGAGUGAUUUCGGUUGGUCAGUGUAUAUGAAGAAUCAAGAUGAAGAAGGGAAACAAGACCUACCUAACAAUGUUCAUGAUGAUGACGAAGAAGAAGAAGAAGAAGUAGUGGAUAACAAGCAUCGCAGCCAUAUAAGCCACAUGCAAAAUCCUAGUGGUGCCCAUCCGCCGCUCCAACAAUCGAAUAGAAGAAAUACCAUAUGUGGAACAAUGGACUACCUACCUCCUGAAAUGAUUGAACUGAAACCACACGAUAAAGCAGUAGAUAUAUGGGCAUUGGGGGUGUUGAUUUAUGAACUCCUCGUUGGCAAGCCACCAUUUGAGGAAGUUGACAAGAAUGCAACUUAUAAACGUAUCGCUAAAGUAGAUUUAAGAUUUCCAAAGUACUUGCCUCCCAGUGGACCCAGUGGACCCAAUGGUGCCAAUGAUCGCACUGGUGGUGAAGGCGAUGGUGGUGGUGGUGUUGGUGCAAAUAUCAAGGAAAGCAUAAAGAGAAAAUCAGUAGCGAAUGACGGUGCAUCUGCAAUGAUGACGACGACGGCAAUGGAUUUGGAUGCUAUUGACUUGAUCAGGCGGUUGUUGAGGUAUGAACCAAGUGAAAGAUUGAGCUUGGACGGAGUUUUGCGACAUCCUUGGAUUACUAAACAUAAGCCUUAUUGGCCAACACGGAGUAAGUCGAGGUGA